Molecule: messenger RNA, 321 nt
Organism: Rotaria sp. Silwood1
Lineage: Eukaryota; Metazoa; Rotifera; Eurotatoria; Philodinida; Philodinidae
Source: the annotation of a GenBank genome assembly
AUGACGACAACAUUGAAUCAAGUAAAACUAACAAUUACACGGAAAUCAGAUGAUGCUUUCGUUGUCAUACUUCUUCAUGAAAAGGCAACAGUAGGUGAAUUAAAAACACAAAUUCGAAGUACUCUUCCACCAAAAUAUACUCAAGGUUGUCGACUUAUAUUCAAUGGUAAAGUACUUCAAAGUAAACGGACACUUAAACAUUAUGGUCUAACAAAUAAUCAAGCACCACCACACAUGCUUGGCAAUUCAAAUAUACUUAUGGAUGACACUAAAAAUUGGAAAUCUGAUUCAUCAUCAUCAUCUUCAGAACAAUCCGAUUGA